UGUAUGAAAGAGGUUAUGAUUGCUAGCGACGUGCGGAAGUUAGCUGCUUUCCUUUACUCGGCUCAAACAACUCGCAACAGCCAGUUGCGAACUCUGUCAUAGGAUUAGCUGUUUGGCUAUCAGGCGCCUCCGGACUCAGAAGAGUUAGUGGGGCCGCAUGGACUCCGACGCCAUGUAAAUGCUCAUGCUCACAAUUUUCUUCCAAGCGUACAGACGCCAUACUCGUUCAUAGCACUUCGGUGACAUUGCAUUGCAAAGAUGAAGCCCCCACGGCAGAAAACCAAAGUGCUGGUGCGCAAGCUGCCUCCUGCAAUGUCAGAGGACACGUUCAAGAGCGUCCUUGACAGCGUGGCAGCAGGACGCUAUAAUUGGCUGUCAUAUUAUGCUGGUAAAGUCAGUCUGAAGCGCGUGGCGUCCUCUCGCGCCUACAUCAAUUUCGUUUCCGAGGAGGACGUCUACAACUUUAAGCAGCGCUUUGAUGGACACGUUUUUAUCAGCCGGCAGGGCAACCAGUACCGGUGCGCUGUGGAGUACGCGCCGCUGCAGAAGAUGCCCACGCUGGAGGCCAAGCCGCACCCGCUGGAGGGCACCAUAGACCAGGAUCCCGACUUCCUCGCAUUUGCGGAGGCCCUGGAGUCCGGCGCGCCCAUGCCCGGCGGCAUCACGCCCGCGGCCGCCGUCGCGGCGCGCGCAACCGACCUGCCCACCGCCGCGGCCGCAGCCGCGGCCGCGGCCGCGAACGGCGAGUCGGGCGGCCGCGUAUCCCGCCUGAUGGCCUACCUGGCCUCAAAGUAUGCGGAGGGCGGCAGCCGGCUGGGCGCCACGCGCGGCAGCAAGGCCAAGCAGGGCCGGCAAGACAAGUCGGAGCUGUACCAGUCGGCACAGCAGGAGAGCGGGGCCGAGGGCAGGGGCGGGCGGGCGGGGCGCGGCUCCAAGGCAAGCGCGCAGGCCGCGGCGGCGGCAGCCAGCGCCGCCAUUUCGGCAGUGGCGGGCAUCCUGGGUGGGGAGGCAGGCGGCGGUGGGAAGGGCCGCCGCGAGCAGAGCGGGCGACAGGGCAAGGGGCAGCAGGCGCCCGCCGGCGCGGAGGCGGAGGCGGCGACCGCCGGGAGGGGCAAAGCGUCCGGGAAGAAUGGCAAGGCUGCGGCAGCUGCAGCAGCUGCAGCGGCGGCCGUUUCGCUCGAGGAGGCGGGGCACGAGGCGCACGAGCCGCGGGAGCGGGGUGCGGGGAGGCACGGCAAGGGGCGCGAGCGGGAGCCGCGGGGUGCGCCGGCUGCAGCAGCAGCUGACGCCGACGCAACAGCUGCCGGGCCAUCUUCGUCGUCCCGGGGGGAGCGUGGUGCUAAGGGGGAGCGCAGCGGGAAGGGCGCCCGCAACGCCAAGGCGGCGGCGGUGGCUAGCCUGCUUGGUGACGACGAGGGGCCCGCGCCGUCACAGCAGCAGCCGCUGGUGGUGCGGCCGCAGCCAACGGCGGCACCAAAACUGCUCCUGAUGAAGGGCGGCGCGCGUACGACACAGGUGGCCGCACAGCCGGCCGACGCAGAGGCCGGACCCGCCGUGACAGCCGCGGAGAAGCCUGGGCGGAAGGAGCCGCGUGGUCACAGGCAGGACUCGGGCGCAGCACAGGAGCCGGUGGCGUCGGCGGCGUACCCGCAGCCGGAGAAAAAGCAGGUGAAGCAGCAGCGGCCGCCAAAACAGGCGGCAGGAGGGGCGGCAGGAGGGGCAGCAGCAGGGGUACCGGCGGGGCUGGCGGUGGCCGGGCCUGCCGACACUGCGGCCGCGAGGCCGGCAGCACCUGAGCCGGCGAAGGGGAGGCCGGCGCGUGGCGCCUCCGCAAAGGCGGCGGCCGCGCCUGCGUCUGCUGCGACUGCAGACCAAGCGGCACCGACGGCGUCAGGGAGGGGCGCGGGUAGCAGUGCAGCGGUGGCGGGCGGCGGCGGCGGCGGCGGCACGGAUGGCGACCUGGCGGCGGCGGCCGCUGCUGCCGCGGCGGCGGCGAUCGCCGCGUCGAGCGGCAAGAAGGUGCGGGCCGGCUUUCAGAUGUAUGUGCCCGGCUCGCUGCGGAGGGGCGGAGGAGGUGGUGGCAGCGCGAACGGAUGAAGGGCGUCGGGAGCAAGUGGCUCUAUGGAAUACACACAGGCAGCACCACGGCACAUCAGUGUGUCAGGGAACCCGUACAAAGACGGGUCGUACUGCCGGCCGUGGGCCUCAGCGUACCGCACGCCGUGAUCGCGCCAGCCUUGCGUGGAGGCAUCGUAGCGGUUGGCGCCAAUGCACAGUGGGGCAGAUGGCCGCUCGCCCUGAUGCAAGACAGACGGGGCCAUGCAGCAGGCCAGUGCACGCACGCCGGGCUGCAACACAGCGAUGCAGGCAAUUAUGUAAGGCUGCAACGGGCAGUGCGGUAUUGUACGGUCGUGAUUGCGGAGCAUUAGCUUAGGGCAGGCCUGGCAGCGCUUGCUGGGGGACUAGCGUGGUCCAACCGGGGAUGCCUGGGUCGUUUGCUGGCAAGGAGCAGUGACAUCCGAACCGGCUUCAGGAGCGUCUACUUGGGAGCGAUGAGCAGUUGUGCUGAGUGUUUGUGGUGAUGUGCGGAAUGACACCAGAUGGAUGCACCGCACAGAGUUGUGGACACUGCGUUGGCGUCUGCUUGCGCGGCUGUAAGAAGACAGCCGA
Molecule: messenger RNA, 2670 nt
Organism: Chlamydomonas reinhardtii
Lineage: Eukaryota; Viridiplantae; Chlorophyta; Chlorophyceae; Chlamydomonadales; Chlamydomonadaceae
Exons: 5
Coding region: 259-2097 (612 amino acids)
Biological process (GO): nuclear-transcribed mRNA catabolic process, nonsense-mediated decay; positive regulation of translation
Cellular component (GO): cytoplasm; nucleolus
Molecular function (GO): mRNA binding
Source: RefSeq, a predicted model, not a curated record